AUGGUUUGGGAUUUCCUUUCACUCCGUCCUGAGUCACUGCACAUGCAAACGUGGCUUUUUUUCAAUCGUGGAAUUCCAGCCGGCUACCGAUUCAUGAACGGCUACAGCAGUAACACGUUUGCUAAUGUCAAUGCUGAGAGGGAUGCCGGUUAUAGAAUACAAAAUGAUAGCGUUAUGAACGAGGUUCCUUCGCAACUUGCUGUUGACGAGCUUGCCGCCUUCAACGUAAACAAAGAUGCAGAAAGUUUGACCAGAGAGAUGCUAUCAGAGAAAGAAGAUGAAAGCGCAAAUGAACAAAACUUUCAAUUGACAAGCGACAACGCCACGGCAGACGAGCAUCCAGUCGAACACAUAUUACAAAGUGAGGUCGUGCCGCUGGAUUCGAACGCAUCGAUCCAAGAAACGAUUGCCUUCAUGUCGCCGCAAAGAUCGGAUGCACCAACAGAUAUCCCGACAAGUUGCUGUGCUUUUGUAAUGAUAAAGGAAAGCUGUGUUGCAAGCUCUCCAUCAUAUGUCGUGAAGGAUACCGACCACAACACCCCUGGUAGUGCGAUGAACGCUAUGGAAUUAUCUGCAGAAAGCAGUGAAGAAAACCAAGCAGUGUCUGUUGACCCUGAAGUUCCGCUCGAAAAGGAGUCGCCCGUUCAAGUACCAGUAGUAUCUGAAUAUAGUGUGCAAUACGACUGCAGUUUGAACAAAGAGAAGCCCACUGAGUCGACCGUUGAUAGUAUCGUCACCUAUACUAUUCGAACUAACAAUCAUGCCAUUGCAUCGUUAGAGCGACUGAACGAGGUGGAAGCCGAUUACAAGAGUGCGAAGACUUUGCUUUCGAUACAGGAAGAUAGAUUGCGUCAAGUGAAAAGCAGCAGUAAAAGUUGUCGAAGGAUGGAAAUUCUUUGCGGCAUUGCUUAUGAUCUACAGUGGCAUGUUGCUUCUCCUUCGUGCGGCUUGAACGAAAUCUCGAAAACAAGAGCUGUUGGAGCUGACGCGUUGCAAGCUGGCUUAGAGCAUUUUCUAGCUGUGGACAUACCUAUUGUCGAUAACCAAGUUGCCGAAAAGAAGACAGAAGCUGUUAAGCUUAACAGCAUUUCGAAUGGCAACAAUAUGCCAUUAAUUCAAACUGAUAUGCACGACGACCGACCUGGUGAUGGAAAUGAUAGAGUGUGGGAGGAAGAUGAUUCGUUUGAAGAAGGAGCAUUUGAUGACCUGGCAAGUGAAUCAGAUGAGCAAGAAGAUGUUGCGGCGCAGGUUUCUUCUGAAAAGAGUAACUUGAAACUCGGAGGUGAUUUUCUGGCCGUAAAGAUGGAAGAAGAGGCGUCGCUUCGGUGGCCUCGCGAGCUACCGCCGUUUUUGUGGUCCCUACUAGAACGAGUAAUAUCUUCUGAUCCACAAUCGUACGUUAUGAGGGUAACACUGAAGCGAUUGAUCGAUGAAAUCGCAAAGGGGGACCCAUACUAUUACCUGCACCCGACGAAUGCGUCUAAGAAUGCGAAUGUAUCUUCGCCGUUGCACUCGUCGCCCUCGCCAGGCUGUGAAUUCGGAUGCCGGGGCGCGUCAGCUUUGAAGUGGGAGCGAAAACUCGUGUCACAAAUCAGCUCGCGGAUGAAGUCCUUUGAUAACGUAGCGUAUUCGCUAGCCCGUAGUAGCGGAGGCAAAGAAGUCCUUAACCGCAAGAAGAUGAACUCGAUAAUCCGCAAAUUGCAUCUUGUUGCGAUGCAGCUGCACUCACUGGUAUCACACCUGUAUUGCGUGAAGGGCCACGUGACAUGCAAAGAGGUUGAUUCACUACCAGUGGCACUGAAUAAUUCUCAUUUUGAGCGCAAGAUGGGUGUAUACAAGUCAAGGCUAAAGCUUGUGGUUCCGCAUAAGUAUCAGCAGCAGACUCAACAAGAGCAACACAGUUCAAAUGAACCUGGCGAAGAGAUUUUACGGGAAACGUACGAGUUCUUUCCCGAGCUGCUCUUCUGUAUUGAUAUCUGGGGAUAUAAUUAUCGAGAAAGCCUAGGAAAGCAGCACAACAACAAUUUGAUCAGUGGUAAACUUGCUGGCUCGGAAGCAAUCUCGGAGACUGCGCUGUUUCCACUCCGUUAUUUCCGGAAAGUGGAAAGUCUGGCGUUUGACUUUGAGAAUGACAGCAAUGAUCUGCUUCAUUGCGUCUGUGACGAGCUCCUUAACAUCGUGUGUUUGUGGAACGAUUUUAAGUGGACCGAUAAUCUUGAGGCUGUGGCAUUAGAUCGGGUGUUGUCUUUUGAGGCGGAUGUGACUGCUAGUAUCCUCAAGAUUCUUGAGCUUUAUGCUCACCACCUGCAGGCAUUAUGGUCAGUGCGUCUCAUGAAUGAACCUGACCAGCUUCGAUGUAUUCAAUUCACGGAGUUCAAUGCGUAUUUGUAG
Molecule: messenger RNA, 2391 nt
Organism: Peronospora farinosa
Lineage: Eukaryota; Oomycota; Peronosporomycetes; Peronosporales; Peronosporaceae
Source: the annotation of a GenBank genome assembly